GCUUCUUCUGUCUGGAAGCGGAGCUUCAUCUAGCUGCGGGCAUGUGGGGCAGCCGGCUCUUCAGAACCCCCUUUGCUCCCCUGGGGCAACGCAGCCCCUCGCGGGCGCAGUCCGCUUUAGCCCAGUUGAAGCACCUGCUGGAGGGGGAGCUCGAGGGCAUCCGAGGCGCGGGGACCUGGAAGGGCGAGAGGGUGAUCACGUCCAAGCAAGGCCCCCAUAUCCACGUGCAAGGCAGCCAAGGAGAUAUCCUGAAUUUCUGCGCCAACAACUACCUAGGGCUCUCAAGUCAUCCUGAGGUGAUCCAUUCUGGACUGGAAGCCCUGAAGAAGUAUGGAGCUGGCCUCAGUUCUGUCCGCUUCAUCUGUGGAACGCAGGAUAUACACAAAGAUCUAGAGGAGAAGAUUGCUCGCUUCCACCAGAGAGAAGAUGCCAUUCUCUAUGCCAGCUGCUUUGAUGCCAAUGCCGGAAUCUUUGAGGCACUACUGACCCCCGAAGACGCAGUACUGUCAGAUGAAUUGAAUCAUGCCUCUAUCAUCGAUGGGAUUCGGCUGUGUAAAGCCAAUAAAUAUCGCUACAAGCACAUGGAUAUGCACGACCUGGAAGCCAAGCUGCAGGAUGCCCAGAGAUAUCGCCUGCGGCUGGUGGCUACUGAUGGUGCUUUCUCCAUGGAUGGGGACGUUGCCCCCUUGAAGGAAAUAUGCAACCUGGCUCAGAAAUACAAAGCCAUUGUUUUUGUGGACGAGUGCCAUGCCACUGGAUUCCUCGGGCCCAAUGGACGGGGCACUGAUGAGCUCUUGGGAGUGAUGGAUCAAGUCACUAUAAUUAACUCCACGCUUGGGAAGGCGCUUGGGGGAGCAGCAGGUGGUUACACAACAGGCCCCAGAGCACUCGUUGACCUUCUGCGCCAGCGUUCCCGGCCUUACCUCUUCUCCAACAGCCUGCCUCCUGCUGUUGUGGGAUCUGCCUCCAAGGCUCUGGAUCUGCUCAUGGAGAGCAAUGCCAUCGCUCAGUCUAUGGCUGCCAAGACGACACAGUUCCGAAGCAAAAUGGAAGCGGCCGGAUUCACCAUUUCAGGCAAUAAUCACCCUAUUUGUCCAGUGAUGCUGGGCGAUGCCCGGUUAGCUUCGGUGAUGGCUGAUGACAUGUUGAAGAGAGGCAUCUACGUCAUUGGAUUCAGCUUCCCCGUGGUGCCCAAGGGAAAAGCUCGUAUCCGCGUGCAGAUCUCUGCCGUUCACAGUGAAGAAGAUAUCGAUCGGUGUGUGGACGCCUUCACUGAAGUGGGCCGUAAACACGGAGCCUUACCUUGAAUGGCCGGGGAUGGAAAAUGCGUUGUGCCAAGGGUGCCUUUCGGAACUGGAACCUGGAGAUGGACCAUGCUACCUUCCAGCAAGCUGAAGGUGGCUUUCAAAGAGGGACCGCUCCUCUUUCAAAGGCAUCUUCACCUCUCUGGAAAGCACCAGAAGAGCCACUGUGGGAUGGGCUUCCAAAAAAACCUUUCACUAUUCUUAGGGUGUGGCUCUGAAUCGAUAUAUUCUACAUCCACUAAAGAAGGAUUGCAAUAAGCCUGGAGGCUGAAAGAGUAAUAAAGGUGGUGUAGAUCCUGG
Molecule: messenger RNA, 1604 nt
Organism: Elgaria multicarinata webbii
Lineage: Eukaryota; Metazoa; Chordata; Lepidosauria; Squamata; Anguidae
Gene: GCAT
Product: glycine C-acetyltransferase
Exons: 9
Coding region: 42-1307 (421 amino acids)
Biological process (GO): L-threonine catabolic process; biosynthetic process
Cellular component (GO): mitochondrion
Molecular function (GO): glycine C-acetyltransferase activity; pyridoxal phosphate binding
Source: RefSeq, a predicted model, not a curated record